GGCAGUAGAGGUAGGUACCUACAGGUUAGGUACCUGCCUAGGUAUAGCUACAGGUACCUACCCACCUAACCUAAGGUACCUGACGUAGUAGAUGGAUGCCGAUGGAAGGUGUACUCGGAGAUCGACAGACGAAAAAGGAGAGGGGGGAAAGAAAAAGGAAAAGAGAGACGUAACCACCUCACCUAACCGGCAUCCCUGAUCGCCGCUGAUAUCGCCUGUCUUAUUUCUCGUUCCGAGUUCCUCACCUCUGCCUGCGACCGAAAACGUCCGCCCCAGGAAGAGACGCAGAUCCUCACCAGAUGUCGUUCAGAGCACUGCCAGUAUACCACCGGACCGACAUUUUUCAUAGGGGGGCUCGUCAAGAUCAACGUGACGUCAUUCGCCGUGGACGGCUCUACGGAUCAGUCAACCGCAAUCAAGUUGCUCCGACAGUUGGUGUGUACGAUGAAAAGAUGAGUGCGAGACUCAUAUAAAUACUCAUCAAAAGGCCUACGUAGCCUAGUCCCACCGCACCAUUAUACCGUAAGCUAGAUUGAAAAAAUAGAAUUACUAUACCCA
Molecule: messenger RNA, 558 nt
Organism: Durotheca rogersii
Lineage: Eukaryota; Fungi; Ascomycota; Sordariomycetes; Xylariales; Xylariaceae
Exons: 1
Coding region: 300-473 (57 amino acids)
Source: RefSeq, a predicted model, not a curated record